Molecule: messenger RNA, 1736 nt
Organism: Neofelis nebulosa (Clouded leopard)
Lineage: Eukaryota; Metazoa; Chordata; Mammalia; Carnivora; Felidae
Product: prostate and testis expressed protein 13-like
Exons: 4
Coding region: 1121-1552 (143 amino acids)
Source: RefSeq, a predicted model, not a curated record
UCACUUUUUCAUCAGAUAGUCUUGCCUAUCUGAUAAUUGCAAGGCAUCCCAGUGCUGAGGAGAAAGCAGCAAACACAACACAGGGAAAUCUUGCAUUCAGGGCGCUUUCGUUCUUGAGAGGGGAAAGAGGCAAGAAAACAUAAAUAAGGAAAGUCUUAGAAUGACAAAGCGGCUUGAGCAUGCCGGAGAAAACGGGAAAGGGACGUGGCAAGCGUGGAAAGGGAGUUUUGCACGUAUAUACAAAUAUUUCCUAUUUACAUGUGUGUACAUUGGAAAGCCUCGGUGAUAAAGUGACACUUAGUAGAUGAAGGAGGGAGGCACAAAUGUGUGGCACCAUCUGGAGGAAGUGAGGCAAAGGCAGGGGACUGAUGGGAAAGCUCAUUUCCAGCCCUCCCUGCUCCCUUCCCCCCUCUGUCCCCUUUCUAGUGACUAAUCCAAAUAUGUCUUCCUCUCUCCCCAUAAUCCCCAGUGUAUGUCUCCCCACUGGAAUCGUUUCCGGUCUUUGUCUCCCUUGAACAAAUUAGUGAAUAAAGCUGAAGGGAAACUGAUCAUCUUCACCUCUUCAUCCCCCUUUCUUGUGCUGCCCCAUCCAUCUCUCAGAGGGGUGUUAACGCUGGGCGGUCAGACCACAUCUGGAGUAUCCUGGUGGCAGUGACGACUCGCUUUGGGAGGGAGGGAGUACCGCUGGAGGUCAUGCUGAGGCCAGUGUCUGGAUGGUUAUGGUACCUGAAAGGGACUGAGCCACUCCCUCGCAAGGCUCAGGGCCCCCAGAUUUGCUACAUGUGAAAGGCUGUCCUGGAACCUGGGCUUAGACAUGCUCCGUGUAGGCCAACGAAUAGAACAAGCGAAGUGAAGAGGUACUAGGGAGAGAGAUUCUACACCAACGUUAAUCAGUUCCUUAUACUAGAUCUACUAAAGUGAAGUGAGCUGUCUGGGUGGGCUGAGUUCCAAGUAUCUGGAGAAAUGCAAAUGCAGACAGGAUGUACCGUCUCCUGGGAACGUUGUAGAGAGGAUUCAGGUGGCUCGAUCUGAAAUUUAUGAUUCUGGGAUCUAGUGCGAUGCCUGAUGGCAGGUGACGGGAAUAAAUAAAGCUGAACCUCCCACUGGGAAUGUCUCAGAAAUGGGUCUCAGGCUGUUGCUGUUGCUUCUGCUGGGCAUUUUCACAGUGCUCUUCAUGGAUGAAGAUAUCCAUGGCCCCAAAUCAAAAUGGCUUCGAUUUUGCCAUGAUUGUGAUUUCUAUGAUGGAUUCAAACGCCGUGGUCCCAAGAAACGUUGCUGGAAGUUUAAUUUAUCCCUCAAAUCCAAUAAGAGUUGCACCACAGAUCACUAUUACUACAAUGAUCCAAUUACAGGGAGAUAUCUGUACCGAUAUACAAAACUGUCUUGUAAUCCUUGUGAAGAGGGAAUGUUCCAAGUAUACCAUGACUUACUGAGAGAAACAUUUUGCUGCACUGAUAAACAUAUGUGUAAUACUGGACAUAAUAUUUUGGAAAAGUCAGCCCUUUUUGGAGAAGAUAAAGAACACACUAUCCAUGAUGAUGUCCUACCAUAACCUUAAACUAUCCUCCCAGUAAUUUUUGCCCUUCCCCUACACAAUGGCAACAUCAUCUCACAUUAUCUCAAAACCAGACCCUACUCUUUACUCUUUUCCAGCAGAUCUACCCAUGGAAGCUCUGUAUGUCCUGUGUCAGUGUUUUUCCAUUAAGAGGAAAAUAAGAACACCCAUGUCUGCCUUC